CGGCCACUCUGAGCCGCCCGGAACAACGGAACAGAAUAUUGUUGACAACUGUGGCUUGUCAGCAAACUUCUCCAGUUUUCUGAACAAUGAAGCUGUCUACAUUAGUUUGGCUUGGCUUUGUAGUGGUUUCGGUUGGUUAUCGUGAGUACUAGCGAACUACUGAGCUAAUGAGCUGGGUUAGUUAGCCGGUAGGUUAACCGAUUUGACUCAACGCUACAGAGCAUCUGUAGCUUGACGUUAGCUAGCUAGCAGAGCUCAGCUACACAAUUAGCAGAAGCAUGGGCGAUGGCAGUGUCAUUCCUAGGCUCGGCAACAUGAAGGCGUUGCUUGGAAUAGUUGCUGGAGCUGGAGCUUCUUAUGGGUUAUACAAACUUAUCAGCGGAGGAAGCUUCAAAAGAAAUAAGAAAAGUGCCACCAGUGAAAGUCCUAGUGUCAGGAGCAAUCAGCCCAGUGAAGUGACCCUGCAGCCGGGAAGCCUGCUGGCUAAAGUGUCUGGACUGGAUGUUGUCUGCCCCCGACCUACGGAUGUUGCAUCAGGUGGCAUCAUCCACCAGUCCCCUGGCAACCUGGAGCCACAGCACCUGAAAAUGCUGCUGUCAUGUCUGCAGACCAGCAAUAAUUCAUCUGACAGAUGUCGGAUUAUGGUUACGUUAGGAAACGCUGCUGCCUUCACUGUGAAUCAGAAUCUAAUACGGGAAUUUGAAGGGAUUCCUGUCAUAGCAGGUUUCCUCUCUGAUCCUGCAGCAGAGGUUAGAGUGCAGACGCUGAAUGCUUUAAAUAAUCUGUGUAUGAACAUCCAAAACCAGGAGCAACUAAAGGUUUAUGUGCCGCAAGUGCUGGAACUGAUUGAGAUGUCACCAGUGAAUUCUGACCUUCAGCUUGGUGCUCUCAGGCUGCUGACAAACCUUUCAGUCACAGACAAACAUCAACACUUGCUGAAAGAAUCCAUUACACUUUUACUGUCUCUACUUGUGGUGAGCAAUGAAGCAUUACAGGUUCAGGCCUUGAAAGUCCUUGUGAAUUUGUCCUCUAAUCCAGAUAUGAUGGAUGACAUUGUUCAAGCUCAGGCUCCAGCUUCUGUUGUGCUACUGUUUGACGCACGAACAGCCUCUACGGUGCUUCUGCGACUGCUGACAUUUGCAGGAAACUUACAGGCUUGGAGGCCCUCGGCUCAAGUAGCUGAUGAACUGAGGCGGAAGCAGGAUUGCCUCUUCCGGGUCAUGUUAGAUGAAUCCUCCCAGCUCCACAGCAGACUGGUCCAGCUCCUUUCACAUCCUGAUGGGGAAAUUCAGGCCCAGGUGGCUCGUAUCUUGACAUAGACCUCUAUCUGGAAUUUUGAUCCAUGCAUAGCUUUUGCUUCGACACACUUUGCCAAAGCCAUCAACCUAUCACUCUUCAAAUUAGAUUAUAAAUCUGUUGACAUUAACCUUAUAAAAGAGCAGGCUGUGUAGCUUCCUGUGGAUACUCAGCUUAAACUCCCUCAAUCUCUAUACAUAGAGUAUUCCCCAGAUCAAUAUUAUCAUCACACAAAACUAAAUGAUUUGUUCCACCUCAUCAGCCACUUUUCUCUGAUUUCCAGUCACUUACACUAUAAGUAACUGAUGAGCAGCGAGUAAACAGGAAGCAGGGAGAAACCAUUCAUUCAGUAGAUUAUAAAAACAGGCCACCUUUCCAUGUUUUGUCCUGCCACCAAGAGUUUUCAUCACAUUGCCAGAGACUAUUUUCCUUCAAAUAUCCACAGUGCCCUUUCUUCUGGGACUUUCACCUACUUUCUCUGAAGAUAUUUUCCAGGUGAAAUUUCUGAACCCAAACCCACUGCCAAAAGUUUUCUAGAGAAUGUGUCCAUGUGACUUGUGCAGCAUGAGACAAUACACUACCUUUCUGUGGUUCAGAGAGACACCUAUCAAGAGAAUUGAAGAGGUUUCUCGCUGCACUCCUCAGCAUGCCUCAGAGACACCAGUGAAUGGGUGUACGACAGCUCCAAUCCUCGCUGAUUUAUUUACAUGUUAGAUUUAAAGAUCAAUCUUAUUCCAUUGAAAGCAAGCGCUUUUAUCUAUGUAUUUAAUUUGAGGAAGUGCAUCAUGAUUUUAGAAGAGCCAAAGUGAGGUUACCCUUCAGACCGGUUGGUACCACUUUCUGUGAUUCUGUGAUAAGAUGAGGGGUUCAGUGUAUCUGGAAGAUUUUGAAGUUGAAACACUGCCUUCCCUGCAUUUUAAAAGAGCUAGUUGAGGUGUUAAGGACAAUUGUUAAGGAGGCCACCUGGGUAAACUUUGCCUUUGAAGGUACACCAUCCAAAACUGCCUGGACGGGUUGAUCUGGGAUGUACUGGUGUUGUUGAUUGUCUCAACUGGCCUGCAAAUCCUCCAGGGAAGAGCUUGAGGAAGUUGCACGGGAAAAAGGAUGUCUGGACUGCUACUAUUGUUUUAUAUCUACCACAACAGUCAGAGAGCUUGAAAAUAGAUGGAGGAGUCGUUGACCAUGGGCAAAACAGUAGUGGUAAUAGCCAUGUUAACUGUUUGUGAAAAAAUGUUAUGCAUAUGGUUGCUGAAUGACAACAGUGAUUGAAUGUUAAAUACAAGCCUUGUUAUGUUAAGUUAUGCACUUACUGUAAUAAGACAGGAUGUAAGUGACAGAUGUGCAUGUUUAGAGGAGGAGGACUGAAGCUGUGGACACAUCUGUUCACUUGUUAAACACUAUUUACAGAAACAGGGAUGGGUGUAAGUGCAUACCUCUAAUUUGCAUGAAAAAUGAUCUCAGAAUAUGAUUUUUAAUGCAAAGAUUUUAUAGCAUGAGCCAGUCCAGGUGUAUAGAAAUGCUGCACAUUUUUGAUGUUUGGACACUGACUUUAUUUAACCCAAAUCCUAAAUAUGUCUCAGGCAAUAUCGUUUACCAGAACAGAUACCGUGAGAGGUUGAUUUACUUGUUACCUAGAUUAUCAUAUUUAUUUAAAGAAGUUAGUCAGCAAUUUGCCUAUAAAAUGAGAAAUGUGUUUGUUAUGUGUAUUUGAAUGGUUCAAUAAAU
Molecule: messenger RNA, 3021 nt
Organism: Seriola dumerili (greater amberjack)
Lineage: Eukaryota; Metazoa; Chordata; Actinopteri; Carangiformes; Carangidae
Gene: armc10
Product: armadillo repeat containing 10
Exons: 6
Coding region: 279-1319 (346 amino acids)
Cellular component (GO): mitochondrion
Source: RefSeq, a predicted model, not a curated record